Aspergillus alliaceus is the source of this 1669-nucleotide messenger RNA. RefSeq names its product PAF acetylhydrolase family protein. NCBI's taxonomy places the organism in Eukaryota, Fungi, Ascomycota, Eurotiomycetes, Eurotiales, Aspergillaceae. The record is from RefSeq and is a predicted model, not a curated record. The transcript is spliced from 2 exons. Gene Ontology annotation, molecular function: 1-alkyl-2-acetylglycerophosphocholine esterase activity. Bases 134 to 1300 code for a protein of 388 amino acids.
AGACACCAGAGUCCAGGCAUUGGCAUCCGGAACCCUAUAUAAGACGAGAGGUUUCCGCCCAUUUUCUCUGCAACAACUGUAUUUCCCAUCUCUGCCUUCUCUCUUUUUUUGCGCCCUGCACCAUCUUGCUACGAUGUUCAAACUAUCUGCAACCCUUCUAAUGCUGGCUACUCUCUUUGCCCAGCUUCUCCCAAGCAUAAAUGCAGUUUCCUUCCCCGCCGCAAUAGGCCGGUACAAUACCAGCUUCGCAACAACCCAGCUCAUCGAUUAUGAUCGUGCAGACCCCUAUGCCCCAACACCGCAGCCACGUACCCUGAUGAUUUCUCUUUUUCAUCCCGUCCUUCAUGCACCAUGUCACCCAUUGCUAGCUCCCUACAUGGACCCUAUCAGCGCCGCAUUCGAGGAUGAACAAUACGCACCGGCUGGUAUCCCAGCUGGCGCAUUUGGGUCACUUACCCUUCAGACCUGCAAGCAUCUUCCUGAGCGGAUUUCAGGCUCGGGUCGCCCGGUCAAAGGGUCACAAUAUCCGCUCAUCCUCUUCUCACCUGGCUUGGGCAAUACGCGACUUUUGUACAGUGCCAUGGCACAAAGGCUCUCCAGCACUGGCUACAUCGUUGUAACAGUUGACCACCCCUACGACGCAGGCAUCGUAACAUUCCCCAACAAUGCUACAAUCCUUGCCGCAAACAUUACGACCGACGUCCAAGUUACAGAUAGCCUGAAGGUUCGCACGAGAGAUAUAUCCUUUGUUCUUGAUCAGCUCCGCCGGCCAUCUAUCAUAUCCAAGCUCAUCCCAGGCUUAAAAUACGGGUUGGAUACCUCUAAAGUGGGCAUCUACGGUCACUCCCUUGGCGGUGCUACUGCAGCUGAGGCUAUGCUUUCUGAUCCCCGUCUUAUCGGAGGUAUUAAUCUGGACGGUACAUUUUUCGGCUCUGUUAUCCACCGGGGUUUGGAUAGACCCUUCAUGAUUAUGGCACACGAAGGGAAGAAUUUUACAACUGAUGCUACUUGGGGUGCCUUGUGGCCAAAUUUGAAGGGUUUCAAAAGAGAAUUUAUGCUGAAUAGGAGCAGACAUGGUACGUUUACGGACUUGGCGGUGGCCGCUGGUUUGAUUGGUCUGAGAGAGAAAUCUCCGACACAGGUGGCCGCGAUAUUAGGGGACAUUGAUGGAGGAAGAGCCCAUGAGAUUAUUGCGACUUAUGUUAGCAGAUUUUUUGACUUUGUUCUAAAGGGGAAGAAAGCCGAGUUACUCGAUAGUUCGAGUACGGAGUUCCCUGAGGUGAUACCUGGAGAGGCUUAACCCUAGACAAGGUAACUAGUCAUCAAACGUUAUAAUGGCGGCCCAUGGCUUGAUGAUGGAACAGGCAAUAUUGGCUUUAUCCGUCGCCUACAACAACAUCUGUGGAUUGCCGGCGCUUUUGAUAUCAAUAACGAACCUGAACCUCUAGCCAAUAACACCAGCGUUGUAUAGCACACUAAAGGUAUCCUAGAGUAAUACGAGAGGCUCAUAUAUUGCUCAAUGCUGCUGCUGCUUCUGUUCAUGUUGUGAUAUUAUCGUAUAUAUGAUAAGUGGCGUUAAGUAACGUAUAUUCAAUUACAAAGGUGGCUUUCUCGCUAUUCUUCUUAGAUCCAGUCAAUCAGAAAGUAGGCGUCGUGCCUGGGUGUUCCA